Molecule: messenger RNA, 255 nt
Organism: Letharia columbiana
Lineage: Eukaryota; Fungi; Ascomycota; Lecanoromycetes; Lecanorales; Parmeliaceae
Exons: 1
Coding region: 1-255 (84 amino acids)
Source: RefSeq, a predicted model, not a curated record
AUGGCUGCUGCGCCUGCCGUCGUUGAAGUACCCGCGGCCGGUAAUGCUGUGGAAGGCGCUACUGCUGGCCCUACUGUCCCUGUGCAAUCGGCAUUAUCAGGGCAGCAUGCGACAUUUCCGGCUUCGUCGAGGGCGCAGUUGGUUUUCUUAGGGCAGCAGGCUUUGCUGUUGCCAACCGAGGAGCAGGAGAUGGGACAUUUGGAGUCUCGACGAAAGAGAUCCAAACUUAUGAGACCUUCGAGCCUGGAAGAUUGA